CAAAUUGAUAGAAAAGUUCUAUUUUUGUGUAAAAAUAGAAAAAAAUUAAAAAUUAAAGGAUUGGCAAGCAAAAAAUAAUGGAAAAUCUUCCAAAUGAGCUCUUUUUAAAAAUCUUCGAAUUUCUCACGACAUCCGAUCGUCUUGUUAUCAGCACCGUUUCUCGUCAUUGGUUCGACUUACUUCAACUACCGACAUUCGCUCAGGACAAUCACAUCUACCUGAACAAGUGCCUCAUCAAGAAGAAACAUCCGCCUUUUCGAACAUUUUGUUGUCACAAACCCUCAAAUCGGAAAUUUUCCUGUUUGACCCUCAAUAAAAUCCAUUUUGAUCGAAAUAACUUGACGGAUGUUAAAAAAUUUCUGAAAACACUCGGAAAAGAUGUCCUGCAUUUGACAAUCGGGCUGGAAUUUGAUCUCACAAUUUUUCCGAAUUUGCUGAAUUUUUUCCCGAACCUCAAAAUUUUGUCCUUAUUCGAUUGUCAGCAACUUCACAGCAUGACAAGCGCAUUUCCGGAUACUUUGGAGACCCUGAAUGUUCGUGGAUUGUCGCAUAAUUUCGAGUUUGCUGAAAUAAACAAAAUUCCAAAGCUGAAAACGAUCAAAAGGGAGUACGUUAACUUUUACAUGCUCACGAAUCAUGUUCCAACGGGCUUUAUUCCGGCAAGUGACGAGCUAAAAAGCCUUCUGAGUGCCUUGGAUGUGCAUUGUGUGAUCAAAUCGAACUUGAAUUAUCUUGGAACGCAUCAAAUUACGCCAGAAUUUGUUACUCAUCUCACGUGUUCCAUUGCCAAAGAGAAUUUUUCCACAAUUGGAGCCAAAUUUCCGAAUUUAAGGUCGUUUAGUGUUGAUAUCGCGACGACUAAAGACUGUUUCUUCGUACAUGAAGGUAUCGAGGGAUUCAAAAAGGUUCAUACACUGAUAUUGAAUGAACAGGAAAAUUGUGAUAAAAACCCGUGUGAUAAAUGUUUCGAAACAUUUUUGGAAACAUUUGAAAAUUUAGACAAAUUUUCGAUGCACAAAGCGAUAAAUCUGAAAUUAUUUCGAAUUAUUUUCGAAAAAUUACAAAAAUUGAGAGAAUUGGUCCUUUUUUCGCCGAACAACGAAAAUUUAUACGAUUUUCAGGUCUCGGAUUUGCCGAAAAUAACAAAACUGAAGCUUUGGAGUAACAAUAACUCGUCAUUAACGGAUGAAAUUCUCCUAAAUUGGCCUAAAAUGACAAGUUUAACGAAUUUAGAUAUUGCUCUUCCAAUGAAAAAUAUUCAACCUGCUUCGUGGAUCCGUUUGUGUCAACAAUGUCCUUCGUUGACGCAUUUCACGCACAAUUGUCAAAAAUAUUGCGUAAAUGAUGCCAUUUUAGUCGUUAUGACGAAGCUCCUGCCCAAAUUGAAGUAUUUAAGUCUCACAUCGGCACACAAAUUAACGCCAAUUUCCUUCGUGAGUCUCCGUAACAAUUGUCCCGCCUUGCAAACUCUCCAUUUGGGUCGAAAUUGGAUCGAUUUGGGUACCGUAGAAGCACUUUUCACGCAAUUACAGCAGUUACAACACUUGGAAUGGACUGAUGCGCAAUCUUACUACCAACAAGUACACACAAGAGUUGAUUUUUACGAAGCGAAUCACUUGAAAAAAGCGAAAAAAGUUGGAAAAAAUUGUCAAGAGAGAGAUGAGGAAAGUGACGCUUCGUCUUCGAGUGAUGAGGAUGACGAGAAAAAGGUUUGGGGAUGGAUUCCGCAACAAGGAUGGGGCUUUUGGCCUCGGGAUAAAGUGAAAAAUGUCGCGUUGGAACCGCAAUUCGAUGCGAGAUAUUGAAAAAAAAGUGUGAAAUCAAUGACUUAAUACCAAGAAUGCCAUUUGUGUCAAAAUUACAGAUGAAAUUGGUCUCAACAGAGCAAUAAAAUUCUUUUUUGAUAUGA
Molecule: messenger RNA, 1909 nt
Organism: Culicoides brevitarsis
Lineage: Eukaryota; Metazoa; Arthropoda; Insecta; Diptera; Ceratopogonidae
Exons: 3
Coding region: 78-1805 (575 amino acids)
Biological process (GO): SCF-dependent proteasomal ubiquitin-dependent protein catabolic process
Cellular component (GO): SCF ubiquitin ligase complex
Molecular function (GO): protein binding
Source: RefSeq, a predicted model, not a curated record